AUGUCGAAACCCGUCAUUGCAAUCUUGGACCUGCCGGAAGAGACGCAGCGUGAAAUCGUUUCCUAUUGCACACAAGGCGAUUUGAUCUGCCUUGCACUCGUCUGUAAGCACUUCCAUCAUCUGGCGUCGUCACAACUCUAUCGAAAUUUCCACAUCGUCUUCCCGGAUGAUGAUGAUGUCAAUUUUGAUUCCCCCAUUGAUGGGCUGGCCGGAGGUCUCGAUACUCUCUCGACGAGCGAGUACAACUAUGCCAAGCACUUGAAGGAUCUCUCCAUGGACACCCUCAGUGCUGGUGCCAAAGGCGAGCAUUCAUAUCACCCGUAUUUGUACAGUACUAGCUGCGGUAAAUUCUUCAACACGUUGCUGCAUUUGACCUUGAAGCGAGCUCAUUCUUUGGAGUCAUUUCGUUGGAACAUCCGCGUUGAGCUCAGCCGCCCAGUAUACGCUCAGCUUCACCGCAUUAGAUCGCUCAAGAGGCUACAUCUGCGCCUACAGGCUGGCGAUUCGUACUAUACACCACCCCCUCCUCUUCCUAUAUAUACGGAUCUGGAUCCUCUUGGUCAGCCAAAUGGUCACCGGCAUGAUUCGAUUUCACCCAUGCAACCUUAUGCAACUUCCACGCCAUCCUCUCUUCUCGUAUCUGGAAGCCCAACUCCCGGGCCGCCUCCCGCUUUGUUGCCACCCUCUUCUCGACCGUGGCCGAAAAGCAAAGCUGGGAAGAAAGGUUCCGGUGUUGCUGAACCGUCCACCUUAUCUGGGUUCAAAGAACUCAAGAGUUUGUCUGUGCUGGAUAUUGACAGUCUAGACGUCAUCCCCGAGAUGGCAGCUUGCGUGCAUAAUUCUUUUUCGACGUUGAAGGAACUUCAACUAUCACUUUCCGAUGCGCUGGCGCAACAGGCUCGUAGGCCGCCUCAGGACUCGGAAGUCGAUGACUCGGACGCUGAAGAUGAAUUCAACGUACUUGCAUCGACGGAAGAGCAGCAAGAUUACAGCGCGAACGGUCCUGCCAAAAUAUUCCGGGCUCAAGAGGAACGGAAACUCCAGGACCUGGUGUUUGGAAACGUUUUCGGAAUCAAAGAGCCGCACUUGAGUAAAAAGACUCCGAUGCAACUCACUGCUUCACUAAAUCUCCAAACAUUGUCCAGCAUCAAAGCAGAAGGUUGCGAAGCACCCCAUGUCGACCCCCGCGAAGAGUUUGUUGCCUCCAUAAAAGCCGCUUCGACGCGGUUAACGACGAUGAUGAACGGAUCCAAGGACUUUUCCAUCUCUCAGCAGGUAGUUCUGGACAUGAUUGAAAAGGCCGCGCGUAAAUAUGUGGAAACAGAUCCGAGCCGUAGCCACGGCAAGCGGUGCACCAAGUCUGCAGCAAGCAAUGAUCGGCCAUCGAGCCGGCAGCAGGGAAUCGGGUCGUUUCAGACUCAACCACCGGGCGCUGCUGAGAGUUCUUGGAACCCGGCAGAAGAGCGCGCAGAGAAUGACUUUGCCGCAGGCCGAUUGACCAACUCGGGGAGUAGACGUGCUACUACAGAAGAAGGAAUUCCAGCCGGGGGCGGCGAGGGGCUCAGCCGUUGCUCAAAGACGGGAGCAGACCUUUUGCCGGAAAAUGUUGACAUGGGGCACACGGAUGACUUUGCUGAGCAACGAAGCGAGGAUAUCUCAGGAAAACCAAGGAAUCCCGAGGCCAGCCAGAUUUCCAACGCUUGCCGUUCUGCCGCCCGUGGCGAGUGUAUCUGCGAAUCGGAGACGAGCGUGUCUCCUGCUCAACAACACGCGCAGGAUGGUAUCAAGUUGGACCCCAGACUCACCAAGGAAGAUCGAGCUGCCGUUGCGGAGAAACUCGUACAGCUGCACCGGCUGAUGCACGAAGUUGGACAACGCGUUCUGGAGCUGCGCGAUGAUCGAGUAAGCCAGGGACAGCCUGCGGCUGUUGGUUCCCUCGAGUCGGAGCUGGCCAUUCUUAAUCGGAGCGCGAUAGAAGUGUCGAAUGAGAUUCGGAUACUCGAAUCCGAGAUUGAGGAGAUGCUUCAAUCACCCGCCUCACGAAAGGAGGAGGACGCCAAGCGAAACAUGGAUGCGUAUACCCGCAAGACAAGGGGGAUGUCGCUGGAAACGCUGAAAAUCUGCCUGGUUCCAGUCAAGGCGUCGGUUCUGUCACGGGCGAUUGACGUUUCUUGCAUCAGGGAGCUAACGCUCAUCAACGUGGGGAAUCAGGCACCGAUCUGGUCGAUGCUUUCCAAGGAGCAGAAGCAUCGGCCACUCGCGCUGAGGAGCGUCUUUACGGAUCAUGUGUCGGCAGCCUUUUUGACGUGCAUGGCGCAACUGCCACGCCUGGAUGACCUGUUCAUGUUGGAGCGCAGCCUCAAGCACAAGCCGGAGAGCUUUGCGCCGCGAACAGCCACCUCGAUGGACCAGAUACGGCGGCUGGUUCUCAAGAAGCACGUGCCCACGCUCAAGAGGCUGAUGAUUAAGGAUGAGUCGAACGGUCCAAACUGGGACGCAAAUGAGAAGACCAUGAUACUCAUCUGCACCCGAGGCACUAAGCUCGAGGAGCUGGCGUUGAGUUUCAACAUUCAUGCAGUGCACGCUUUUAUGCAAUACUUUUCCGGCCUCGUCAGUCUGCGGGCCAUCAACAUCCUUCACUUCAGAAACAACGACACCUGCAUCUGGGUCAUGCGGGAGAUUCUGCGAUUCAUGGUGGACAACCUAUCCCACCAUCCGGAGCUGAAGCUGGAGUGGAUCGCGAUGGAGGACGACCGGGUAGACCGCGUGAUUCGGCCGUCAGAUGACGCCGCCGAGUCGUGCACCGAGGCGCCGACGAAGCGAGCCAGUGACAAGGGGAAGGACAAGGCCCACGCGUCAGCGUCGUGGGGCGCCAGCUCGUCUCCGGAUUACCCUCUGAUGCCGCUGGACGGGCUGGACUCUGACAGCGACAGCGAGGAUUCCGACAGCGACAGCGGAUCAAGGCUGCGAUAUACAACAGUCGGCCCGCUACAGUUCUACGACGUGUGGGGAGUCAAGAUAUUCGAAAAGGAGAUUCGGAGCGGGAGGCUCUGA
This is a messenger RNA of Ustilaginoidea virens, 3054 nucleotides long. RefSeq lists its product as uncharacterized. Gene Ontology annotation, molecular function: protein binding. NCBI's taxonomy places the organism in Eukaryota, Fungi, Ascomycota, Sordariomycetes, Hypocreales, Clavicipitaceae. The transcript has 4 exons. The record is from RefSeq and is a predicted model, not a curated record. The coding region runs from base 1 to 3054 and encodes 1017 amino acids.